This is a messenger RNA of Durio zibethinus, 1027 nucleotides long. Its product is annotated as histone H3.3. Gene Ontology annotation, cellular component: nucleosome. NCBI's taxonomy places the organism in Eukaryota, Viridiplantae, Streptophyta, Magnoliopsida, Malvales, Malvaceae. Gene Ontology annotation, molecular function: protein heterodimerization activity; structural constituent of chromatin; DNA binding. The record is from RefSeq and is a predicted model, not a curated record.
AGCUAAAAGCGUUUCCUGUCAACCAAUAAGAAUCGACUAUCCAACCCAGACGAUCCGUGUCCUCACCUAUAAUCUAAUCCAAACCGUCCAUUUCGGCUGAGAAAACACAACUUGUGGCAGUUUUCACCGUCAGAUUCCGUACAAAAGAAACACAGGGACAAUAAAUCGUAACCGUCCGAUUCACUUUAGUUAGCCGAUCCCCACACCUUCUAUAAAUAACUCUUAACCGCUCUUCUUUUCAAACUUUUAAUUUCGCAUACGUUGAGAGUUCCAAGAUCAGGAAAUAAAAAAAAAGAAAACCGUUUUCAACUAAUCUCAAGAGAUGGCCCGUACCAAGCAAACUGCUCGUAAGUCAACUGGAGGAAAGGCUCCUAGGAAGCAACUCGCUACCAAGGCUGCCCGUAAGUCUGCCCCAACCACUGGUGGUGUGAAGAAGCCUCAUCGUUACCGUCCUGGAACUGUUGCCCUUCGUGAAAUUCGUAAGUACCAGAAGAGCACUGAGCUACUUAUCAGGAAAUUGCCCUUCCAGAGGCUUGUCCGUGAAAUUGCCCAGGACUUCAAGACUGAUUUGCGUUUCCAGAGCCAUGCUGUACUGGCUCUCCAGGAAGCUGCAGAGGCCUACCUUGUGGGUCUUUUCGAAGACACCAACUUGUGUGCCAUCCACGCCAAGCGUGUUACAAUCAUGCCCAAGGACAUCCAGCUGGCUCGUCGGAUCAGGGGCGAGCGUGCUUAAGUGCCAAGUUCGAUGAUCUGACUUAGAAUGCAGAAAUUCUUGUUCGUUAUUAGGGAAUGUUGUUUUUUUUUUCCGUUGGGGGUGGAUGGGUAUGUACUUUUGUUAGGUAGGAUGGUAGCGGUAGGUUUUAUGUGAUGUGAUGUGAUGAUGAUAAAUCGGUAAUGGUGGUGUCUAAUAUUUGUUAAUGGACAGCUUCGUAAAGUCUGGGUAUAUUCUUGCUUAGCUGUGUUUUUUUUGGACAAAAUAUGCUCUGCCACUUGGCUUUGAACAUCUAUUAAUUAUUUGGCAAACUAA